Messenger RNA from Gasterosteus aculeatus aculeatus (three-spined stickleback), 1330 nucleotides. It is a transcript of the gene rpusd4, whose product is annotated as RNA pseudouridine synthase D4. Gene Ontology annotation, molecular function: pseudouridine synthase activity; RNA binding. Gene Ontology annotation, biological process: pseudouridine synthesis. Lineage: Eukaryota; Metazoa; Chordata; Actinopteri; Perciformes; Gasterosteidae. The record is from RefSeq and is a predicted model, not a curated record.
CGGACCGGAAGUCGGAAACGCGGAACCUGCAUGUGUCCUCUAGAGUCUGUCUGUGCCUCCUAAUGAAUAGCUGUAGAAGAAUAGCCCGUAGCGACUUUAAACACGGCCUCUCCGUCGCCUUCUCUCCCGGCAAACCGCCCACAAACUGCCGCAGGUGCCCCGCGGCCGCGCCGCCCCUCGGCCGGGGACAUGCCACCGCCGCUAAACCGGCUGCGGGCUCCCACGCCGGAGACAAACCCCGGCUGAGGGCCGUCGACCUGGCGCAGAAAGUCCAGCGGCAGAAGGCGCCGCCUGCGGCCGCGGCGGAGCCGCCGCCGUCGCGCCAGCAGAAGAGGGUGACGGAGCUGAAGCGGCUGAGUCUGCAGCUGCAGGGCGUCCACCCCAACGUGCUGGCCAAGCACCUGCACAGAGGCGUCCUGUACCACGACAAAGACGUGGUGGUCAUCAACAAACCUCUCGGUGUUCCUGUCAGAGAUGACAGUGGGGCCACAUCCAUCUCCUCUGUGCUUCCCGUUCUCUCCAAAAUGAUGGAUGGGUUGAAGAUCAAGUCUGAUUCUCAGCUGUUCCCUUGUCUGAAGCUGGAGAAGGAAACGACAGGAGCUUUCCUGCUGGCCAGGAGUGAAAAAGUAGUGGAGCACAUACUGGACCUUCACAGGAAUAACCAAGUGCAGAGGAAGUACUGGGUCAUCACAGUCGGUGUCCCUGUCCCAGCAGAAGGACUGAUUGACAUUCCCGUCAUAGAGAGGGAGGUCACAGGCCCUCGGCCUCACUUCAAGAUGGCUCUCAGCCCUCUUUACAGAAUGAAUGAUACUGGCGACGGUGUGACCAAGGUCCGAGCCCAUCGGCAGGCACAUCCUGCAGCGACUAAGUACAGAGUCCUGGACAGCAGCAGUGGCUGCAGCCUCGUGGAGCUCCAACCUUUAACCGGAGAGAAGCACCAGAUGAGGGUUCACAUGGCACUUGCUCUGACGUGCCCCAUUCUGGGUGACCACAAAUAUUCCCACUCGAACAAACUUGCUCCCCAGAAAUUGCCAGACCGUGUGCUGGCAAGGCUCGGACUGGAACAGAGCAAGAUCCGGCACCUUCCCCUCCACGUGCACGCUCGACAUCUCAUGCUGUCAGGACCCAGCGGUGCGGACAUACGUGUGUCCUGUGCCCUGCCGAAGUACUUCCUACAGACACUGAAUCAACUGCAGCUAACUCUUCCUGAUGGAAAGGACUAAAAAUAACCACUCCGGUGGGGGGAGAGACUCACAAAUGUGUUUGCUCUAUUGCUCUUUGGUUCUUUUGUCUUGUUUUUGGUAAGAUAAAAAAAGAUCUAUGCUCUCCA